Molecule: messenger RNA, 3927 nt
Organism: Didymosphaeria variabile
Lineage: Eukaryota; Fungi; Ascomycota; Dothideomycetes; Pleosporales; Didymosphaeriaceae
Exons: 5
Coding region: 1-3927 (1308 amino acids)
Biological process (GO): glutathione metabolic process
Cellular component (GO): cytosol
Molecular function (GO): 5-oxoprolinase (ATP-hydrolyzing) activity
Source: RefSeq, a predicted model, not a curated record
AUGCCGGUUCAGGCUGUCUCGGGCAUCAAGAUAGCCAUCGACCGAGGUGGUACUUUCACAGAUAUCUGGGCUACUGCGCCGGGUCAAUCUGACGUGGUCUUCAAACUGCUUUCCGUUGACCCUGGGAACUAUGACGAUGCACCAACAGAAGGUAUCCGUCGCAUCCUGAAUGAGUACCUAGAGAAAGACAUCCCAAGAGGAGUGCCCCUUCCAAAGGACAGCAUCGAUAGCAUUCGUAUGGGCACGACUGUCGCUACCAAUGCCUUGUUAGAGCGGAAAGGUACUAGGCACGCUUUCUUGGUCACGAAGGGGUUCAGAGACCUCAUCGAAAUUGGCUAUCAGUCUCGGCCACGACUAUUCGAUCUCAACAUUUCGAAGCCAGAGGUCCUGUACUCGGAAGUGUGCGAAGUGGAUGAGCGGGUCACUAUUGAAGGCUUUGACGAAGAUGUUGAUGGUCAAUUUGCACCUCAAGAUGUCAUUCCUGGCGAACUCGAAAGAGGAACGAACGGCCAGCUCAUCCGAAUCCUCAGGCCUUUGGACGAGACUGCGGUCCUGCAAUCUCUAAAAAGCAUCAGAGACAAGGGCAUCGAGACUAUCGCCGUCUGCUUCACACACUCGUACGCUUAUCCGCACCAUGAAGCACGAGCAGGAGAGCUGGCUCUCAAGGCAGGCUUCACACAUGUGUCGUUGUCUUCGCAGGUUGCAGCCAAUAUGAUCAAGAUGGUACCUCGCGGAAGCUCAGCCACUGCUGAUGCGUAUCUGACGCCGGAGAUCAAGAAGUACUUGGCUGGUUUCCAGAAAGGGUUCGAGGGUGGUCACCUUGACGAUGUUCGCUGCGAGUUCAUGCAAUCCGAUGGUGGACUUGUCAGGCAUAACCGGUUCAGCGGAUUGAGGGGCAUUCUCAGUGGUCCAGCUGGUGGUGUCGUUGGAUACGCAAGAACUUCUUUUGAUCCAGUUACGAAGGUGCCGAUCAUCGGAUUUGACAUGGGCGGCACAUCCACAGACGUUUCUCGCUUUGGCGGAAACUUCGAUCAUGUUUUCGAAACGACAACCGCUGGCGUCACGAUUCAAUCGCCUCAGCUCGACAUAAACACUGUAGCAGCUGGUGGAGGUUCAAUAUUGGCUUGGCGCAAUGGCCUUUUUACCGUCGGUCCUGAGAGUGCAUCAUCUCACCCCGGGCCUGCUUCUUAUCGAAAAGGCGGCCCUCUUACAGUGACCGAUGCGAACCUCUUCCUCGGCCGUCUCGUUCCUGAAACAUUCCCUAAGAUAUUUGGGCCUAACGAAAAUGAGCCGCUCGACGAGGUCAUUGUUCGUAAGAAAUUUGAGGCUCUCACAAAAGACAUCAAUACGGAAACCGGGCGCCAUCUUACUCCGGAGGAGGUUGCAUGUGGAUUUCUUGACGUUGCUAAUGAAGCUAUGUGCCGACCGAUUCGCGCACUUACCGAAGCCAAGGGCCAUCUGCUUAGUCGCCACCACCUGAGUAGCUUCGGAGGUGCGGGAGGCCAGCAUGCUUGCGAAAUCGCUGCCAAGCUUGGGAUUCGAACCAUUAAAAUCCACAAGUACUCUAGUAUUCUCUCGGCAUACGGAAUGGCCCUUGCAGAUGUUGUGCAAGAGGCUCAACGACCACAGAGCCUGGUCUAUUCAUCAGAUGCCCAGGAAGUCUAUUCAUCCAUUUUCCAGGAGCUUCGUAGCCAAGUUCAGACCAGUAUCAAAGAUCAAGGCAUCGAACAAUCGAGCAUUGAGUUCGAGCACUAUUUGAACAUGCGCUACCAAGGCACUGAAACGUCCAUGAUGAUUCUUGCGGCGCCAGGCGGUGACUUCAGAUCAGAAUUCUUGAAGCGACAUCUACAGGAGUUCAAUUUCAACUUCCCGGAAGAUCGUUCCAUUCUCAUCGAGGACAUACGUGUUCGAGGCAUCGGGAAGGGCAACGAUUCCGCUCGGCUAUCACAAGAGGUGAAGUCCGAUGACAUUCCCAAGGCUAGCGCCAAGGCAGAUGCUACACGACCUGUUUACUUCAAAGGGCAUGGAAGCAAAGAUACCCCUGUGUACAUCUUGGACGCCUUGGCACCCGGGAUUCUCAUUCAGGGUCCCGCAAUCAUCCUUGAUUCUACCCAGACCCUGGUGAUCGUACCAGAAGCAACCGCCAAGAUUAUGUCCUCCCAGGUUAUUAUCGAGGUCAGCUCCUCACUUUCAAAACAAACGUUGUCAGACACUGUCAUAGAUCCGGCUAGUCUCAGUGUUUUCGGUCACCGUUUCAUGAGUAUCGCAGAGCAAAUGGGCCGCGCUCUGCAGAACACCUCGGUAUCACUUAAUAUCAAGGAACGCCUUGAUUUCUCUUGCGCCAUCUUUGGCCCAGAUGCUGGUCUCGUUGCUAAUGCGCCCCAUGUGCCCGUUCAUCUGGGUUCUAUGAGCUAUGCAGUGCGCUAUCAGCAUGAGCAACGAAAGGGAGAUUUGCAACCAGGCGACGUACUCGUCAGCAAUCAUCCCGAGGCUGGUGGCACUCAUUUACCAGACAUCACUGUUAUUUCGCCAAUCUUUGACCGAACAGGCAAGGACAUUCUUUUCUACGUUGCAUCAAGGGGUCACCACACUGACAUCGGUGGACUGGGUGGGACGUCCAUGCCUCCCAAUUCCACAGAGCUGUGGCAAGAAGGUGCAGCCAUCAAGUCUUUCAGACUUAUUCGAGAUGGGCAAUUCGACGAAGAGGGUAUCACCAAGAUCUUGCUUGCGCCAGGAGAGCAUCCCGGCUGCAACGGCAGUCGACGACUCACAGACAACCUGUCAGAUCUGAAAGCCCAAGUUGCUGCUAACAACAAAGGCUCGUCUUUAGUCCAGGCGCUUAUGGAGGAGUACUCUCAACAAGUCGUUCAACUGUACAUGGCUGCGAUUCAACAAAACGCUGAGGUUGCGGUGCGCGCGUUCCUGAAACAGACGCUGGAAGCGCGUGGAAACACCCUGCUUUCGGAAGAUUCCAUGGACAAUGGCUCCUUCAUGAAACUCAAGGUCACUAUCGAAGGCGACGGCAGCGCAACCUUCGAUUUCACUGGCACUAGCUGCGAACUGUACGGCAACAUGAAUGCACCGCCUGCUAUCACCCACUCCGCGCUACUGUAUUCCCUGCGGCUACUGAUUGGGCUCGAAAUUCCAAUGAAUCAAGGCUGCCUUGCCCCGACGAGGGUGAUUCUGCCCGAAGGCUGCUUCCUCAACCCAUCGGCUGGUCCGGCUGUCUGCGCUGGAAACACGAACACAUCACAACGUGUAGUAGACGUCAUUAUGAAGGCGUUCGAGGUAGCUGGGGCAUCCCAAGGCUGCAUGAACUGUCUGGGUUUCUUUGGCGAAGGAGGCAAAGAUGCUAAUGGUAAUAAGCUUGCUGGAUAUGCCUACGCAUUUGGAGAAACCAUAUGUGGUGGUUCAGGCGCUACUGCUGUGGCAGACGGAGCUAGUGGCGUCCAUACGCACAUGACCAACACCCGUAUUACUGACCCCGAGUCUCUCGAGAAGAGAUAUCCUGUCAUCCUGCGCGAGUUCAGCAUUCGUGAAGAUAGUGGUGGGAACGGUAUGCACAAGGGUGGCAAUGGAGUGAUUCGCGACAUGGAAUGCCGAGCCCCACUGAAAUUCAGUGUUAUCACAGAACGGCGUGUCACGGAGCCGUACGGCAUGAAGGGUGGAGAGAACGGUGGGAGAGGUGCAAACUAUUGGGUCAAGAAGAGGCCGGAUGGCAGCGAUCGAUGGAUCAACCUUGGGCCAAAGAACAUGGUUGCGAUGGAUACUGGUGAUCGGUGUGUCAUCUACACGCCAGGCGGUGGAGGAUUCGGGCCUGCUGGAGCGACGGAAGGUGUUAGAAUCGAUGGUGCACAGAAGAUAGCAUAUCCGCGCGCGGUCGGCAGCAUUAUGGCCUACGCUGAUGCGCAAGCGCAAGCGAACUGA